AUGCAGAUGCCGCUGCUGGUGGUGGUGGUGGUGGGGCGUGGUGGCUGGUGGUGGGCGUGGUGGCUGGUGCUGACCAGACCCGGGUGGGUGAUGAAGGACCACCAGGAGCCCGUGGCGGGAGUGCACAUGCACAGGUCGGGAGCCUACUUCUUCUCGUGCUCCUUCGACGGCACCGCCAAAGACUACGUGGUUGGUGGCGACACCGCGCCGGGAGUAAAAAGGGCAAAGCUGGAACAACAACUGCGACGGCUCGAGGUGGAGGCCUACUGCGCCGUGGUGAGCGCCUUUCGCGCGCAGGGUGAGCUCACGUGGAAGAAGGCGCAGCUGCUGCAGGACCUGCGCCAGGUCCUCCGGGUGCCCGAGGAGCGGCACAAGAUGGAGCUCAAGCGGGUCACCGACGACGAGACCCUCGCCGAGCUCGCCAAGCUCUCGGCCGGGCUGCACACGCCGGGCGACGACGACGCGAAGAAGUCUCGGGCCGGUCGCAAGAAGCCGGCGGGGAACGCGUGGGGCGGGGACAGCGGCAACAGGGACAAGACGCUGCCCUACCUCGACGCCGUCGUGGUGACGCCGUCGAGCCAGCCGCCCAACCUGAGCAAGAUUCCGGCGGUGGCUGCGGCCAAGGGAGGCGCCAAGGGAGGCGCGAAGGGAGCCGUGGCGCCCAAGCCCGCCGGGGCCACUGCCGCAGCCUCGGCCAAGCCCGCCGGUGCCGCCGCCAACCGUAAGCGCAAGGCGCCCUCGACGGCGUCCACGAGCGCCGCGUCGACGAAAGGCGGCGCGCCGGUGGCCAAGAAGCGAGCGACCAAGCCGACGAAGGGCGCCGCCGCCAACGUCAAGGCCGACGCCGACGCCUCCUUGAUGGAGCUCAGCAGUGCCGAGCUCGGGGAAGAGAACGAGGCCGCCGCCGCGCUCGGCGGUGAUGGCGACGAUGACGAGGAGCAGGACGAGGCGCACAUCAAAGAAGUCGAGGAGCAGCUGCGCGCCAAGCAGGAGCAGUUGAAGGCCGAGUUGGCCGCCCUGCAAGCGGAGAUGGAGGAGGACGACGACGAAGAGGAGGAGGAGGAGGAACUGGAAGAGGCGGACGAGGGUCCGCAGCAUCAGGGAGAGGGGGAGCAGGGUGCGGGGGAUGGCGACGUUGAAGGCGACAGUGCGCUCCGCGAAGGAGCUGAAGUGGAGGCGGCGGCAGCGGCGGCAGCGGCGGCGCAGGAGGUGGCGAUGGAGUAA
Acanthamoeba castellanii str. Neff is the source of this 1224-nucleotide messenger RNA. Its product is annotated as ENT domain containing protein. The transcript is spliced from 7 exons. The coding region runs from base 1 to 1224 and encodes 407 amino acids. Gene Ontology annotation, biological process: regulation of DNA-templated transcription. Lineage: Eukaryota; Discosea; Longamoebia; Acanthamoebidae. The record is from RefSeq and is a predicted model, not a curated record. Gene Ontology annotation, cellular component: nucleoplasm.